Messenger RNA from Eucalyptus grandis, 321 nucleotides. Its product is annotated as cysteine synthase-like. Bases 1 to 321 code for a protein of 106 amino acids. The record is from RefSeq and is a predicted model, not a curated record. Gene Ontology annotation, cellular component: cytoplasm. Lineage: Eukaryota; Viridiplantae; Streptophyta; Magnoliopsida; Myrtales; Myrtaceae. The transcript is spliced from 4 exons. Gene Ontology annotation, molecular function: cysteine synthase activity.
AUGGCCGAACGCAUAAAAAUACAAGGCAUCGGUGCUGGCUUCAUCCUUGGAGUGCUUGAUGUGAACUUACUUGAUGAAGUUUUUCAAAUAUCAAGUGAAGAAGCUAUUGCAACUGCCGAGCUUUUUCCAGUGAAGGAGGUUUUGCUAGUCAGAAUAUCAUCAGGUGUGGCUGCCGCAGCUGCAAUCAUACUUGCAAAGAGGCCAGAAAAUUCUGGAAAGCUCAUUGUGGUGAUCUUCGCAAGCUUCGGAGAGCGUUAUUUGUCUACUGCGCUUUUUCAAUCCGUGAAGCAGGAGGCAGAGAAUAUGCUUUAUGAACCUUGA